Spodoptera litura is the source of this 974-nucleotide messenger RNA. The record is from RefSeq and is a predicted model, not a curated record. Lineage: Eukaryota; Metazoa; Arthropoda; Insecta; Lepidoptera; Noctuidae.
ACGUAUACGGUCCAGUUUGCUCUCGACUCAACCAACAUGUUCGCAAAUAAAGUGGUACUAGUGACGGGCGGUAGCUCCGGUAUCGGCGCAGCUACUGUAGAAGCAUUCGCUAAGGAAGGCGCUUCUGUCGCCUUCGUGGGAAGAAACGAAGCCAAGCUGAAGGAAGUAGAGAACCGCUGCAAGCAGCAUGGAGCCAACGUCCUGGUAAUCAAAGCAGAUGUCUCUAAAGACGAGGAAGCGAAAACCAUAGUACAACAAACUAUCGACAAGUUCGGGAAACUUGAUGUACUUGUCAACAACGCUGGGAUUCUACGGUUUGCUAGUGUAUUACAACCGCACAUAUUGCAGACUUUUGACGACAUUAUAAACACAAACUUACGAUCUGUUAUCCUUAUUACUAACCUGGCCAUACCUCAUUUAAUAGCCACGAAAGGCAACGUAAUAAACGUUUCAAGUGUUAUGUCAUCAUCAGUCAAACUGCCAGGGAUGAUGCCGUACAGCAUUUCCAAGGCAGGUAUGGACCAUUUCACAAGAUUCUCUGCGUUAGAACUAGCUCCUUCUGGAGUCCGAGUGAACUCUGUCAACCCUGGACCAGUUAUAACUGACAUCACAGCUAGUUCUGGUAUUCCAGCAGAAAAAAUUAAAGAAACAGGAGAAAACACACCUCUAGGAAGAUCCUCAGACGCUGAUGAGAUUGGUGACAUAAUUCUGUACCUAGCCAGUGAUAAGGCUAGGAGUAUCACCGGGUCCUGCUAUGUUAUUGACAAUGGAUAUUUGUUACAAUAGAGGUAGAAUGUAAUAUUUAUAACUGAAGACAUUGAGAAUGCAAAGAAUUGUAAUGAAAUAUAAGUAAAGUAUUUUUAUGGACUUAUUGAAUGGUGUUAUGAGUGCAAAAUGUCAUUUGAAUACAAAUGAUUUCCAAGCAUUAUUUUGUUUUUCUAUUGUAUGAACGUAAAAUGUACAUUGUACAGCAG